AUGGCCGCUCUCGCCAGCUCCCUCAUUCGCCAGCGCAGGGAGGUCAAGGACCCCCAGGUAAACCGGCCGAUCCCCAGCAAGCGCAAGCCGUGCCCCAAGAGCAACAAGUCGCUGUGCCAGAAGCAGAUCCUCAUCUUGAUAUCCAAAGUUCGACUAUGUGGCAGUCGAGGGAGAAAACUCGAAAAAAGACCAGAGCCCCAGCUGAAGGGCAUCGUCACGCGGCUUUACUGCAGACACGGUUUCUACCUCCAGAUGCUGCCGGAUGGCACCAUGGAAGGCACAAAGGACGAAAGCAGCUCCUUCUUGCAGUUCAACUUGAUUCCUGUGGGGCUCAGGAUCGUGGCCAUCCAGAGCACGAAGACCGGGCUCUACGUCGCCAUGAACAGCGAGGGCUACCUCUACACUUCGCAACACUUCACGCCGGAGUGUAAGUUCAAGGAGUGUGUGUUUGAGAACUACUACGUCACCUACUCGUCCAUCCUGUACAGACAGACCCAGUCGGGUCGGGCGUGGUACAUCGGCAUCAACCGAGACGGACAGGUCAUGAAAGGGAACCGCGUGAAGAAGACGAAGGGCGCCGCGCACUUCCUGCCCAAACUCAUUGAAGUGGCCAUGUACCGGGAGCCCUCUCUACACGGCGUCGCGGCGCAGAGUCCGCCCAGGAAAACGCCCAAGACCUCCGGUGACUCGCCGGCACUCAAGAACGGCAAGAAGGACCCUAAAUCCAAAUCCAAAUCCAAAACCUCCUCCUCCUAGCGCUCAGAGACACGAGUCCUCCUCCGCCUUCGUCGUAGAUUGUGAUCAUCAAAGUCUGGGAUAUAAAAGCAAUAACUCCACGAAGAGCCUUGCAUUGUAUAGCAUGUCACCGCAGCGUGUUCAACCCGGCCGGAAGGACAUCCCACGAGCACCCUCCCGCCAUCAUGAGCGGCCUCCUUCCAGGCCACCGACAAGUCGAGAGCAACGUCUUCCUGGUUCCACCACAACGGGUGCAGCGGUCAAAUCGGUCCCUGUGCAGCGCAACACUUCACGUGCUUUUGCUUUUCAAUUCCCUGCAGGGUUCCAUGCUAAUGUUAGCCUGACACAGAGGUCGUUGCAGAUGUUUCUUUCUGCAGCCAUCUGCUUGGUCCACGUCUUCUGUGCGUGUCAGCGACUUGUGUUCACACUCGGCUGUGAGUCCUUUGUGGCGCCUGAAAUCAGCUCCUCUGUUCCAGCCGACGGCCUUCAGGCUUCACUUCAAACAGGUCCGUGUGAAUUACCAGAUGUAAAGAUUGCCAUUGAUCUCGACGGCCGUCUAUCUAAGCGCGUAUUUGAUUAGCGAACACCCCCCCCCCCUCCCCCCCCACCUGCCCUUUCUCCCAAGUCAGGGCCCUCCAUGCUUAGCGCAUUGCAACUGCAGUCGAGGGUCAUCCGGGGUGGUGAAGGAAUCGGAGAGAGAGAGAGAGAUAGAGUGAGACAGAGAGAGAGAGAGAAAUAGAGUGAGACAGAGAGAGAGAGAGAGAUAGAGGCAUGUGUCACACAUUGUAGUGUAGAUAACUCGUGCCCUCACCGCUUUCUUUUGAAGUUCCACUUCCUCUCCCUGAUCCCUUUUUCAAACACAACUUCCCUUUAACCUGGAGGCAGUAUGUGCGUGCAUAUGUGUGUGUGUGUGUGUGUGUUCCAGACUCACUCAUCAGCUCUGGUCUUUGUGUAAUUGUUUUGUAACCGUGAUUGAAUAUCCCUGUAUGUCCAAUAUGUGCGAUGGAAUACAUUAUAGGUGGAGAGAAAGGGAGGGAGGAAAAUAAAUAGAGGAUGAAUCAGAGGCCGAAUCGAUGAGUACGAGUCCUUGGGCAGAAAGCGAUGAAGUCCAUUAACAAGGUGCAGCCACAUUAUCUAAGAUAGGUGUGAAAAAAAAGCAUUAAUAUUGAUAUGAAAACCAACUGUGUGUUUUAAUAGAGCUUUUGUUUUGAUAACACAUUUUCCAUUUUUUCGGGAGCAAGGUUGCUGUUAAAGUCGGUGUGUGUGUGUGUGUGUGUGCGUGUGAGUGUGAGAGUGUGUUCGUGCGUGCGUUAACUUUGAGCUGGAGUCCCUUCACCACAUCUGCAAUGCAGCAGAAAACGCAAAAAAAAAGAGAAGGAGGAAGAGAAGAGCCUCACGAGAUAAAAGAGUGACUCCGUCCUCCUUUCUUUUUUUUGUAGCUGCAAAAUAUUAAAAUGUGCUUUUAUACUGGAAACCAGAGCACCUGAGGUCACAUCCUGUCUGGUGUUAAUUACAACCACUAACCUCAUACGUAAGAAUCUGUGUUUUAUAAAAGCACACCCACGAUAUCCCCGACACAUCUGCAUUGCACACACACACACACACGCACACACACACACACACCACACCCUGCACCAAGCCAGCGCAAAUGUGGGUAAAUGGCGUGACCUUUCCAAACAGAUCAUGGGGGGACUUCACCUCUCACAAGCGAAUGCACCCAUGAUGUUUUCAGUGUGAACUAUGCUAAGAGUUAUUUAUUCAUCCCUUCUUUAUUUUUUUAAGUGCAUUUUUUGUUUACAAAAAAAAAAAGGAAAAAAAGAUGAUGGAUUUAUAUAGUGGCUAUUUGACUUGAAAUGAAAUGACACAAGGAAAUCUGACUAUUAGUAUGAAUCACUGUCGGUCCGUCCAUGUGUGUGUGUGUGUUGAUUUGAUGUGUUUAUUUCAAUGUGUCAAUGCUGUGUCUAUUCUCCUGCCAUAUAACGUGGGAUGUUGAACAAUAGAGCUACAAAGAGAGGAACACCUAAAGUACGCCAAGACUGUUAUUAAACCUGCUGAUCCCCCACAAUGCCACAGCCCUCACCUGUCAAUCAAAGGCCGACGGACUGACCACUGGCCUCUGAUCUCUUAACUGGAUUUUAAUUGGCUCUCCGGCAGCAUGUGGACUGCUCAUCAACCGUCUGUCUCUCCCUCCAACACACAAACACGGCGUCUACCCGCGUGUCCGUCAUCCUGUGAUCGAUCCUCGAGGAAUCCUUCAACUUUUUUUCACGUGUUUUUUGGCGGGUUUUAUUUAGUUUUUUGCUCUUCUUCGUACUGCAUGGACGAUCCAAGUUAUCGCGACGAAGUCUUCCAGAAAAGAUGUUGAGGAAAUCACCAUAAUCUUACUUUCCCCACUUGUCUUCCAAAUGCAAAAAGAGUGCUUCAGUCUUCCAGCUAAUAAAGCCACAAUGACACUAUUUUUGUAUACAAAGGAGGCAACAAAAUAUAUCUAUAUAUAAAUAUAUAUAAAUAUAUCCAUGCAAACGUGGCUGGGGUGCAGUAACUCCCCCCUGGGAGGUGGAAUAACGGCUGCUGUACGCCAUCCGAACCCACGGAUCACUUGGAGGAACAAGCCCUGCACAGGACUGCAGAGAGCCGGGGGACUUGAGGUGGAGGAUCACAGAGAGGCGGGACUACAAGCAUGCAUGCGCCAAUCAUUUACUGGACACCCUUAAAGAAACAGUCUUUCCCUCAAUAUUUACUCUUUAAACCCCUUAAGCCCCCAUCCUCGACACUAUUAUCCCAAACUCUUGUCUCUGCAUUUGCAAUAUGAUCUAUAUUUAUUUCUAUAAUAACUUACACAAAGUCGAGAGAGACGCAUUAUUGGAUAAAAUUCAAUAAAACAAACAAAUAUAUUUGUAUGAUUAUAACGCUUGUCUGCUGAGAGUUUUUUUUGCCGUGUGCUCCGUCAUGGUUUGUGCUCCGCCCCUUUGGUUGCAGUCAACCCUCCAGGUCAGUUGCCCCUCCCCUCCUCAGAGAAACUCAACACAACUGCGAUUCUCUAUGAUUUGAGCAUAAAUGUAUUAUUAUGGAAUCAUUAUAU
Pseudoliparis swirei is the source of this 3817-nucleotide messenger RNA. It is a transcript of the gene fgf11a, whose product is annotated as fibroblast growth factor 11a. Bases 1 to 756 code for a protein of 251 amino acids. Gene Ontology annotation, cellular component: cytoplasm. Gene Ontology annotation, molecular function: growth factor activity; fibroblast growth factor receptor binding. NCBI's taxonomy places the organism in Eukaryota, Metazoa, Chordata, Actinopteri, Perciformes, Liparidae. The transcript is spliced from 6 exons. The record is from RefSeq and is a predicted model, not a curated record. Gene Ontology annotation, biological process: regulation of cell migration; animal organ morphogenesis; positive regulation of cell population proliferation.